This is a messenger RNA of Thermochaetoides thermophila DSM 1495, 774 nucleotides long. RefSeq lists its product as uncharacterized. The coding region runs from base 1 to 774 and encodes 257 amino acids. The transcript has 2 exons. Lineage: Eukaryota; Fungi; Ascomycota; Sordariomycetes; Sordariales; Chaetomiaceae. The record is from RefSeq and is a predicted model, not a curated record.
AUGUAUCCCAGAAACCUGUCCACAGUAGGGAAAGGGGUCAUUAGGAUGGACCCGGACUGCGCCAUCUGCCAUGCCCCGGCCUCGCUCGCCUGUGAGUGCGAGGCCAAGGGCUUGGAGCUUGCCGUUCGCCAGGCCGAGGCCCGCAUGAUGAACCAAAUAUACAACGACAUUCGCUCCUGGGUCCGCGCCCACGCCCAAGACUACAUCCUAGAAUACUUCCGUGUGCUCACCGAGCGCCGCAAGCAAGCCCACCAGCAACACCUCGAGCGUUUGCAAGCCCAAUACCGCUACUACCACCAGCAGCCACACCCCUCACAGAUCGCCGACGCCCAGGCCGCUUUGAAACGUGGAAUCGACGAGGACUGGCAGGCCUCCGUCCAGCGCUACCCCGAGGUCCUCGAGUACUUUUUCAGCCUUGUCGAGCUCACCCUGCCCGACGAUAACGAUGCGGCCGUCAAGGACCCCCCGCUUAGCCCCCUGAAUAGCCUGCGCAAGCGGGAUGGGCCUCCACCGGCCCCGACGAGGAGGAUGACUGUGGGGGAGAGGGAUAGGCCUGAUAGGGAUCGGGGCGCCGCGACCACCGUCGUGAGUGGCCCCAGUAUGGCUUUGCAUGAGAGGGAUAUCCCGCCGCCUUUGCCGAGGGGCAGGACGCCGCCGCCGUUGGAGCCGUUGAGGGAGAGACGGACGCCGGCGCCGAGGGAACGCAGACAUUCUUAUCGGCCUCCCCCUCCGCCUCCGCCGCCGCCGGCAGGGUAUGGGUAUCCUCCUUAUUAG